UUUCUGGGUUGUGUUUUGCAGGUGGGGAGUUUUAAGAGAGAAAUGACCUUCACAUUUCAGCCUGAGGACUUAAGGCGCGAGUCCAGCCGGAAGACUUCUCACCACUUGUUCCCGCUGGCCAUGGAGGAAGACGUGAAAGCAACGGACACUAAAAAAGCCAGCCGGAUCCUUGAGCAAGAGAAAGAAAACACUCGAUCCAUUUGUCUCCUUGAGCAGAAGCGGAAAGUGGUUUCCUCUAACAUCGACGUCCCUCCUGCAAGAAAGUCUUCAGAGGAGCUGGACAUGGACAAGGUGACCGCAGCCAUGGUACUAACCAGCUUGUCAACUAGCCCUUUGGUCCGAAGCCCUCCCGUGCGGCCCAAUGAGGGUCUCAGCGGGUCCUGGAAGGAGGGCGCACCCUCCAGCAGCAGCAGCAGCGGCUAUUGGAGCUGGAGUGCUCCCAGCGACCAGUCCAACCCGUCCACGCCCUCGCCGCCAUUGUCCGCUGACAGCUUCAAGCCCUUCCGUAGCCCCGCGCCACCUGAUGAUGGCAUUGAUGAGGCUGAGGCCAGCAACCUGCUCUUCGAUGAGCCCAUUCCCAGGAAGAGAAAGAACUCCAUGAAGGUGAUGUUCAAAUGCCUUUGGAAAAACUGUGGCAAGGUGCUGAACACAGCAGCAGGCAUCCAGAAGCACAUCCGGGCCAUCCACCUCGGGCGUGCUGGGGACUCCGACUACAGUGAUGGGGAGGAGGAUUUCUACUACACGGAGAUCAAGCUCAACACGGACGCGAUGUCCGAGGGCCUGAGCGGCCUGGCCCCGGUUUCGCCCUCGCAGUCCCUGACCUCACCUCCUGCGUUUCCUGUCCCAGACUGCAGCCGAACAGAAGCGUCUUGUGCCAAAACAGACCCCAAACCGAUGACACCGCUGAGCCGCUCAGCCCCCACCACCCUCUACCUCGUGCACACGGACCAUGCUUACCAGGCCACGCCCCCGGUGACUAUUCCGGGGUCUAAGUUCACCCCCAACGGCAGCAAUUUCAGCAUUUCCUGGCAGUCUCCUCCGGUUACGUUCACCGGCAUUCCCGUGUCUCCAACACAUCACCACCCAGCGGGCUCAGGAGAGCAGCGCCAGCACGCUCACACGGUCCUGUCCUCCCCGCCCAGAGGGACCGUCAGCCUAAGGAAGCCCAGAGGUGAAGGCAAAAAGUGCCGCAAGGUUUAUGGGAUGGAAAACCGGGACAUGUGGUGCACCGCCUGCCGCUGGAAGAAGGCAUGCCAGCGCUUCAUCGACUGAGCCAGGAAGACAGCUCGCCCUGCCAUCCCUGCCUCACUCUCACGACAGGCGGUGAGAAAGCCUCUCCUUCCAAAGGAAGCCAUUCAAGGCCCAGGGGAAGCUUUUCCUGCAAUUCUGGGAAUGUAAUUCCAUGGUGGAAUUAAAGCAAAAAAGAAAAAAAGAAAAAUCAGCUCCUGCACUGCUCUGAGAGCCCAGACAAGAGCAGCAAAGAGUGACUUUUUCCUUCAAAAGUAACUUUGCUUACUCUCUGUCUGGUCUUAAAACUGGACUUCUGUAGCAAUCUAACCAACCAGGCCCAUUUUACCUAGGAAGAUUUUGAUAAGCUUUCUGAAUUGUGGUAUUUUCAAGGGGUUUUGACACUUAAACAGUACAGUCAUAAGCUCCACAAUAUUAGCUAGCAUUUGUACAAAGGAUAACCUACCUUGUGAAUAGGCGCCUCCCUGUUUUCCAGCCAGCUGCUUGGAGCAGUCUGGAUCAUGAUGUGUUUGAAGAAAGAGCUGCAGUUUGGCUGUGUUUUUCUGUGUCUGUUUUGUUUUCACGAAGGACCCAAGGAGAAACCUUGUAAAGAUGGUAGCUUGGAGGCCCAGGUAGCUUUGGCCAAAAGUGCCUGGCAGUGGGAAUCACAGGUAGACUUCAGAUGCAGGCUGAGGCCAGCACGCCAGGAGCCACUUCAGAAGGCAUCUGGGAGUCUCCUUGGCCCCCAAAUGGUCAUCCAGCUACUUCUGUGCCUGCCACAGCUCAGACGAGAGCCGGCACCGGGGCCAUCUGGUAAGCCUCGACGCUUUCAGGAAUGUCACACAAACUGCAGCUGGGGCGGUGUGCCCGGCUUCGUCUUGUCAAGACUGUGGCCAGGACCGUGGGUUGUCAUCCUGCCCUCCAAACCCUGCCCAGGUGGAAAUCUCCAGACUGCCUCACAGCUUUGCUCCAGGCAGAGCGUGACUGUCGUUCCCCCAGGGCAACAGAUCCACUUCCCUUCUGAGUGCACUUUUAUCCAUGGCGUGCUUUGCAUGUCACGGGGGUAGUCAGUGGACAGAGUGGCAGAGAUGGAUAACCAGUCCUUACAAAAACGUUAGAGCGAUGAAUUAAGAGUUUGCUCAGAAACUAACUUACGGGAUGCCCAAAGGAAAAUGCAUCGUGGUAUGGGACUCUCCCCAUUUAGUAGGGCCAGGGCUUGCACUGGAAUUUCUAUUGGAAUGUCUAAAUUGGUGGACUUGCACGUUUGAGGGGUGGAGCGUGGCAGGCAGCCACCAAGCCUCAUCAGAACACUUCUGCCCUGCUUAAAGAACUGGAUGUCCUGUACCUAUGCAAAGUAAGAGCACCUUAGAGGAGGCACUGGGAUGGGGGCGUGGUGUCAGCCAUACGAAUGUUAAGUAAAAUUGCACAGAGAAAAGCUUAAUAUAUGUUUAAAGAUUGUACAUAGCGCUUUUUUACAGAGUGGAAAGAAAUCAUCUAGCAAUCAGAGACCCCUUUUAAUGUCAGGGUCAUAUGGAGGUUCUGCACCGCAACACCCUAAAUUUCUGCCUUCAUGUAUUUUGGCAAUCUUAUUUUUUAAAUUCAUGUGACUUUUUACAAGAUUAUUUCUUGAAAGAGAUCCUGAUCUGUUCCUUCAGGUAUUUAAAAGAAAAAAAUUUAUUUCAAGAGAAAAGAAAAUGUGCUCUAUCUGAUUCCCCAUAGGCUGAUAGUCGACAUCAGCCACAUUGGCUCUCCUAGAUGUUUUGACCUGUAACCAGGAAACAGCAUUUUUUUUUUAAUGCAGAGCUAAGGUGUUCCCCACUCCCCCUUCUCCCGAGUAUGUCCUAUCUCCUAUCUCCUGUAGUCUCUCUGCUGUGAAAUGAUGUCCUAGCUGGUCCAAGAAGCCCUGAGCCACACGGAGAUUGUCACGGCCAGCUGUCUGAUCAAGCUCACUAUGUGCUUAAAUAAUAAAGAUCCUAGGGCAGACAUUUUUCUCCUCGGCAAAGGUCCCUGGAAUUUUUUACAUAUAUCUCAGAUGAAGACUUUAAUCAAAAUCCAUCUUCUCUUGAAGGACUUCGGGGUGAAGGAAUGCUCUCUGCAUGUGAGCAAUCCUUAAGCAAGGUGUCGUGGCCAUCUCCCCCAGAGACACAGCCCAAGGGUAGUUAGUUCUGCAUAACUGCACAUUGUCAGCGGAAUCGUGACUCCGGGUGCACCUAGCCUGGGUCCCUCGUGUCCUCUGCAGCCUUCGUCACACCAGCUCUUCUGCGUGGCCAGCCCUCCUUGGGGCUCUCAUCUGCAGGCCAGCCCUCGUCUGGCUUCCAGGUGCAGACAAAUCCUGAGGCCAGUUCUGGACACACAUGCUGCCCAUUCCCUGUGUGGAAGGGCGCAAUCUCCAGGGAACCAGAAAGCUCUGAAUUGCAACAUACAGUUACUGAUUAUAUGAGUUACAUUUUGUUAUGAGUUACAUUUUUUAAGUAGUUAUUUUGUUAUUUGGGGAACCAAAUGAAGUGCCAAAUGAAGCCUGACUUUUCAUUUGAUGCCAUCUCCAUGAAGCGAAGUUCUUUUUGUUCUGCAUUUUGUGGGGAAGCAAAGAGAGAAUGGAUGAGAAGCAUAAUCCCAGGCAAGCUGGCUGCUAGCCUGCAGCUGUGUGCAUGCCCAGGCUAACAGCCCUGUCUACAAAGAGUGGUGGCGCCCUGAAUUCCUGUCCAGUGGAGAUGUCUGAUUGUUUUUCUUCCGUGAUGUCCCUUUCUCAUUUCUCCCUGAGAAGGUAUUGCAGUGAUUGACAGGACAUUCUAUAGCCAGACAAAGCAAAAGCAAUGGGCACGACAGGCAACAGUUUCCAGCCUCAGCCUUCCCGGAGGAUGGACACUUUGUAUGUGGAAGUCAGCAAACCCCCAGGGUAGCAAGUAUGUCUAGGAGGCAAUGCAGGAGACCUGAGCCCGCCUACCGCCUGCUCAUCUUGGAGCUGAGCAGCUAGGGAUUCUCCAUGCCUGUUGCAACUGUCUGAAAUAGGACAGGAGCUGCUUUGUCCAGUCUUACCCUUACGCCAUCUUUUGUCCAGAAGUUUCUCUGUGGAGUGAAGACAGCCAGCGUCAGGAAGAAAGCAUGGGUUUCCAAAGCAGAGUGGGCUUUAAAGUGACUCUGGACAGCUCCAUGGCCAAGAGGUUUUCUUAGGAGAUGAUCCCCUGCCUCCUGUGACCAAGCUCCAAGUGAGCACUAUCAGAAAAGAACAGCACUCUCUUCAGAGAUGGUCACAUGUAUGUUACAAAAAAAAAAAUUCUGAAACUGAAUUGUUCCCCAAGAUGUCAGAAGUCUGUCAUCUCUGGUAUCCGAGUACACAUCACACUGCCCCCAGAAGCCCUGGGCUCCUAGUGAGCCAGCCUGGCAAGAGUCCAUUUCCUCUCUCACUUCAACUGCACUGCACAACAAGGGUGGCCCUCGCUGGAGGAGGUUCGAGAACGAGGUGAGGACUGUCUCUCUGCGCAGAAGAAUACUGUAACACUGCUCAUUUCCUCAGGGAAGCAGGAAGGAUGUGCGAAGACAGAUCUGGAGAACCCCAGGACUAGGAGGAAUUUUGUGGUCUCAAGAUGUUUCUUGUCAGAACUUGUUUUUCAUGUGAACUCAGUAUCAUUUCAAGACAAAUCCAUGCCAGCUGGACAGUGUCAGCUUUCGCGAGGCGUGGCAGAUGCACCCACUGUCUUUUCGUAGUCGACCUAAAGCUGACUGGUGUUUGAGCCACCGGUGCAGAGCCUGCCGGGUAUUCGUAAACGUGGUGAGGCUUUCUCUGAAUGUAAUUGUGAACAAGGAGCCUCGCUGUACCCUGUUAUAAUCUCCUGGUUUGGGCAAUUGUUGAUUUUCUCUACACAGCCUUCCCUAGGGGAAAGAGUGCUGUGGAGACGCGUGCUUUGCUCUACUGGCAGGUUGAGGAGCGUGCUGCCAUGGACUCUAGGAUUUCCACCACCCGCAUCAUCUGUAGCAUUGGCCUGUGUGAAUAGAUACAAAUGGGUGCACCAGUGGGAGCUGUCAACACAGCAGAUAGGAUGGGGGUGCAGGGCUUACGGCGUGGGGGGAAUGCUAGUGAGUCAACUGGAAAGUUUAUUUCUGGAAGAAACCCACCAGCAGCACACAGGCUCCCCUGUCCUCCUUCCUGUGGGGAUUUCUCCAUGUUGCAACCAUUUCCUCCCGUCUUUUCUGCAUUGUAGAAAUUUAGCCAAAUGGGAAAUUAAUCAAUUCAGUGAGGUUAGCACUUUUAGGUACCGAUUGUCCUGAGUAACGCACACCAACAGAGCAAGGAAGUACGAAAUGUACUCACGAUUGACUUGCUUCUGAUGACUGACAUUGGAAAGGUCCAUUUCCAGUGAUUCACCUGCUUUAAAGAGUGUACCUGCCACAGGACAAGCAAUCAAAGUGAGAGUUUCGUCUCCUGUCCUGUUUUGUAAAUAGCUCCUUGUUUUCCUAAGACAAUCUCGUGUUUUAUAACUUUUGUUGUGUGGGUCUGAGAAUCACAAUUGUAAUGUGUGAUAGAAAAUAUAAUCUUAAGUACAAUAAUAAUUACAACUUAAAUUUCCAAAUGAGAGAAAUAUACUGCUUCAGCAUCUACAAGAGACAUGUCACUUUUAUAAUGAGCGUUAGUACUUCUCAAGUUUAUCAGAACUGGAAAUAUUUUACAAGAUACAGUGUUUUAUAAUCACAGAGAACAUGAACACUUUGUGGGAAAUGACCUUGGUUUUAUACAUUGUAGCUUAUUUUUUAAAAUGCAGUAUUUUAACCGACAGGACGUGUUGAUAUGGCACACAGUUCCUGUUCACCAAUCCAAGGGCUAUGCCUCUUUGAAGCAAGUGUUUUGAUGCGUAUCUUUUAAACCCUCUGAGCAAGGGUCAGAAUGCAGAACAGGCAAAAAGGUUAUUUGCAAGAGAAUCGAUGUAGCAGCAACUUCCCCUUGUCAGGACCAGUGUGUUUUCAGAGCAUGGGGGGGAGGACAUGUGACGAUUCACUUUCGAUAUUUUAAACAUAAGAAGAGAUGCUAGCAGAUAGACUCCUAGGCUGUGGAAAAAGUAUCCCUCUAGUGUGAAGUGAAUUGUGUUGAGUUUUCUUGUUGGUCUAUUGGAGCUACAUGCCUGCAUUUAAUGAACAAGUAUCAUUUGGUGGGGAUGGCUAGACUCAUAGGAUACACACCCAAAGAACUUGUAGCCAGUCAGGGUUUGAGAUGAUUUUAUUCUCAGCACCGACUGAUUAAUUUCCUCGUCAGAGUAACUGCUUUGUUUGACUUUUGUUUUUCACGAUGAAAACCUCCCAGGCACACAAGGUUGUGAGCAGAAGGUGGCAGUAUUCCCAUGGGACAUAAGAACCCAGCAGGGACCCACACAGAGAGUUGUGAUCUAAGCUGCCCCUCGUCCUCAAGCCCAUACACCGUUAAAGAAGGCGUCUUUUCCUUCCAAGCGUUCAGUGAUCGUAAAGCUAGUCCGGUUUUGCUAAGUUUACAGACACAGCAGGACAGCCGAGCACUUGUUGGGUAACUCAGAAAGUGGUUAGAAGGCCAGCCCGGCCUCAGUUCCACAUAAGGGUUAGAUCUGUUCAGUGAGAAUAAUGAAUGCAUAGCGUGAGGCAGCCCUGUGCAGCUCAGCACCCAGUCUGUCCUGCCACCCCUUGGAUGGCACCACCAGUAGCAUGUGAGUGCCCAGCCACGUGUGCGUCUUAUUCCACCUGCAAAUGGAACCUUCUGUACAGAGGCUGCUUUAGGAUGCCUGGACAAGUCCUGUAGACGAUCAGCGCACACCAGGGCAAAGGAAGACACCAGGGAAUGGUGGAAAUGGUGUUAGACUAGGCAGCUGACAUCUUCUGAUAAGGAACACCCACACUGAGCCCCACUGAGGUUCUAACUAUCAGAACCCACAGACAUCAGGCCAGGUUGCUAGAUCCCAACUGGAGACAAAUAAGUGUUGACCACCAACACACAUUCUUGGCGAGUACUAGAGACCAAAGAAAAGCUGCGUGGGGCCAGAGGGAUCUUGUGCCACAGUUGGAGCUAUGGAAGUCAGUCCUACAUUUCUUGGCUGACAGGUCCCGCUCCUCCAUGAGCACCACAGAAUGCACAUGCGGGCACAGUCUGAGCAAUAUCCUGAGAGAUUAUUCUCAUGGAAGGCAAAAUAGUCAUGUCGUAUUCUUAGCCUUGCCCCUAGUCAGGACAUACUAAGUGGUUUCCCAGCUCUGCUAAGAGCUGCCUCCUGGCAUAUCCAGGCUACACCCCAAAGUACUAAGUAGCUGUGAUCCUGAUUCUUACUGUGUCUGCUACCGUGAUCACUGUGAUGAAGGGCUGGCAAAACAAAACGGAAAGCAGUCUUGUGCCUUUGUAGAAGACCGCCAGGUGCCCCUGAAGUUUAAGGUGACACAUGGCGCCUCUUAUGCCAAAGCCCUCUGCCCUCUCUCCAUGCUUCCCAGGCCACUCGUAUCCUUGUUCCUCUGUAAAAUUAAAAAAUAGAUAUAUAAAUAAAUUUCAGCUCCGAUCCAUCAAGGUCCUUCCACACUAAUAGGCAUUCGGUGUUUGGGGUGCCCGUUCCCUUAAAAGGAAGCUUUUCCACGUAGAAAACCAUCACAUCUUUGACAAAAUCAAAAUGAUAAUAACUUUGUUAUGGGGGUUUGGGAGGUUGAACAGAUUUUCAUUGGAGCCGCUACAUUAUUUUUAAGUCUGUCUUACAUUGAAGUCCUGAUGUUAUAGGGACAGUCCUUAUGGUAAGACGUGUCUCAUUCAGACAUUAUUUCCUUUGAUCUUCAUAAGAACCUAGUGUAGAAAGCUAAGGUCACUCUCCCAAUCCAUGGCAGUCCAGAGUAGUCUUGAACCCAGUGAGCCAGCACCAUUGUUACCUGCGAAGAGGGAAGAAGGGACUGGCUUGGCUGUCGUCCAGAGUGACUUAAGAGGCCGCCAUGUUCUCCAUCCAGAAGUAAAGAGCACACUCACCUGUGUUUCUCAGUGCAAAUGUAAUCAUCCCAAGCGUGCCCCUUACCACCGCUACCAUGCUGGUCGCCGAGUUCUCUCCAGCUAGAUGGUAAAGUGCAGGAAUAAUUAGCUAAAGCAAUAUUCUAAAUUAAAAUUUUUGACUCCUUGGGGGAAGAAUACUUUGCUGCUGGCAUCCAGCUUUUCAGACUUCGUACAUUUACAUUUGAAUGCAAGUUAACCGGUGCUGGCAAAGUUUGGAAUUGCACCCACUGGGAGUGAGUAAAAGGCUGUCCAGUGUAUGAGUGUACUUCAUCCAGGGCUCUGUGUGCCAGGCUGAGUGUGAGCAUCCUGAGUUCAGAGUAAAGCUCACAAGGAAUCUUGUCAUAGGACUAGAAGGAACGCCCACAAACCUGUAUUGACCUGUUACCUAGUUCAUUAGCAGGGUCAUUUUUUAUUGUUAUUAAUGAUGCCUUUCUAUUUUAAGUAAUUCAGUGCUUGGAGGCAGAAUGGUUUAGCCCUUUCCUACGUGAUGGAAAGACAGCCCGUUAUAUAGAUUUGCACUGGUGUUACUGGCAAACAAUGUAGAAAGAGCCUAGUAAUCGUGAACAAGAACAAAGCAAAUAACUAGACUUUGAGGUAAGGUUCAGAAUUAAAUAGUAGUCCUCUUUUUUAUGUCCUGCCUCUAUGGCGUUAUCCAUAGACUUGUGAGCCUUCGAAGAUAGCACCCCUCGUGCUGCAAGACCACCAGAAAGCCAUCCUGGAGGCUGACUGUUAGACUUCCUUAGUAGGAUCAAUUCCCCAAAAAUAUAAUUAAACAAAAAUAGCCAGAGUGGAGCAUGGCAACCCCUGAAAAAGGCAAGAGAGCUAUCAUUAAAGACAAAACAGUUGGGGAAACUGAGGUGCCUCCCAUUUCCAUCUGCAUUGACUGUCCCUAGCUGAAGAGGAAACCAGCAUCCCAGAGAAGACAAUUUUGAGAGUCUAGGAGAAGUCCCCAGCCAAUUGCCAUUUUCAGCCAUCUGGCAGCAGUGUGCAGAUUGUCUGGUGGACACGUUUUAAGUCCUUUUUUAAGGUCCUCCUCUCCCUAACCCAGAGGACAGAGAGUUGUCUUGGUUCGUUUCCAAAGCCAGAGUUGAAUGAACCAUUCUUCAUUGGUUGCUUACUGGCUGCUCCUCUGAAGUCUGCCCAGGGCACGGAUGCUCACCCCUGUCUUGCUCAUCCUGCUCAGCAGCGGCUACCAUCAUCCUCCAGGGAAAGUGCCCAGUCCCUUCUGGUCAGGUCUGUCUCCUGGCUGUGAGGAGAGGGUCUCCCUCAGCACCAUCCUAGCACACUGAGCACAGAAGAUCCACUUCAGACUCACUGAGAGGACUCACUGCCACUGCCUCCCCAGUGGCUUAGGGCUCUCUGUCCAGUCACUUGCACAGAGAUGAGAGUUGGCCCAGCAGAGGGUGCCGAAGUCUUGAGUCAUCUGCUUUAGAAUGGAGGCCGCAGCCAACCAGGAACGCCUCAGCCGAAAUCCUUCCAGGCUCUGGCUUCUGCCUGAGGAUCAGAGUGCAGGGAUGGGAUUGGCCUUCUCUCUGUGAUGGCAGGGUGCCUUUGGGAUAGAAUUGUUUCUGUUUUGUGUGUCUAGAAAGCAAAAACUACUUCAAUCUGUUCACCUUGUUAAACAUUCAUCCCUUACCACCCCUUAUUUCAGGCAUAGGUAACAAGACAGAAAUGAAAAAGGGCUUUUGGCUGUUCUUGAGUUUGAGUUACCCCUCAGGGAUCCAUCCCCAAAUUGACAGAUUACAGUCUGAGGCCUUUCUUUAUAUUCUUAUUGGGAGUCAGUGGCCGUGACAUGAUCAUCCCCCAGUGUCCCAACAGGAGAAAGCUUCAAAUGAAAUCCAAAUGUUCCAGAAAGCACAUGGCAGCUCCCAGUGCACACGGCUCCUAUGGCAACUAAAAAUGCCCCGGUUGUGAACAUGAGUCAGGCCUGUGGAUCGCACAGUAUAACCAUGCCAUUACUGCGUGUUUCCCUACGGUGCACCCUAAAAGUCCUAUUUUUGUAAUUCAUGGCUAGACUGUGGUCAGCCACUUAAACACUCUAUGGAUCAACUAGUAUACCCUAGUAUAAGUUUCCAGAAUAUUUCAUAGCAAAGUCCUGUAUGCAUGGAAGAACUCAGGGUAAGAAAAUACACACUAGGUCCCAAAGGGUUCAAGAUUAUCAAAAGCAAAUGUCAAGCGGACUGUGGUCGUUGCUUGCAAAUGAGGGGCUGGGUGGGGGGACUAUUAACUGCAGGUCCUCCGUUGCCCUUAGUGGUGGAUUUACAUGCAAACUCCGAUGUUAAAAGGUGAGCCACCUUUGAAAUUGUUUUUCUACACCAAAUCUAAAAUAUCUGGAAAAAAUAACCGAAUAUUUAAAGUGGGGUAGUUAGGGAAAAUGCUGUCUCAUAAGAACAACAGAAGCCAAACUGAAGUGGAGGGAGGGGGCCUCUGGCACACUAGGGUGGCAGCUGUGAGCACGGACAGGCACUGACCGAAGGCGUCACGGCAGUGCUAGCCAGCGUACGUAGAGGUCUUUCGAGGUAAAAUCUUGCCAUCAAUCAGGGGUAAGUACUUCCUUACAAAGUCUUUAAUAAUGAAUGAAUGUAUAAAAUUAUAAACUAUGCAUUUUCAAAGAGAAACAUGUAUUUUAUAUCAAAUCCAAAUACUUUUGUUUUCAUAGAAACUUAUCACAAUUACAGAUUAUUCAAAAUAAAUGAAAAUACAAAUCUUCAUAAGGGUGUGGGGUGCCUUUGUUUUCUUGUCCGAUGGUUUCAAAGACAAUGCAUCCAGACUUUCAUCUGAGCCCCAGACUCAGAAAAAGCAAAAAAAAAAAAAAACAAAAUCUAGCCAGUACAGGAGAUGAGGAUGCACUGCCCGUGCGGCACUCACAGACUGCCGAGUCCUCAGAGACUGGUGCUGUAGUCACAUGGAUCAACAGGUGGAUGAGGGCCAGGGAUGGGGCUGGGGCAGAGCACUGGCCUGGCUCAUGUGAGGGCCUGGCUUCAGUCCCCAACACUGGGAAAUAGGAAGAAGUGACCAACGAAACUGUAGAAAGGUCUGUCUGUUGUGCUUAACUCUCCACCCAACCAGGGGUAGGAGUAUUCUUUAAAGAGUUUAGGCUAUAGUUUAAAAAACAAAAUAUAAAAAUACUAUCUGACAAGUCGAUUUUUUUCAAAAUUACACAGAGAUGAUCACUUAUAUUUUGAAAACUCUGUAUAGAAUAUACCCGAAUUUCCUCAGCCUCCUGCUGACAGUCGUUUUCAUGAGAUGUUCCCUCUGAUAAGGGUCUUCCCUCUUCAGCGCUUACGCCAUCCUCCUGCUGACAAGGAGGACGCACUCCGUUUCUCUGCUGCUCCGGUUCUCUUCUGUGUCUGCUGAGCUUUCUAGGCUGUUUGUAAAGUAUGGGAAAACACACUUCUAAACCCGGUACUUAGGUCGUGCUGGUUAUGUUUGCUACCUUAUUAGAAGUUAGUGGGGGAGGGGUGGCCUGUCUUUUUAUAUGAUUUUUAGCCAAAUCCAGAUGUUCCGAUACUCUGUUUCUAUCUGUAAGUACCGCCUGCAGAGGUUCAGGUGGAGAGAGACAUUUUCUGAGACUGUUCCUCAGCCAUGCUCCUUGCCAGCUUUUGGCCCACUGUACAUAAAUUUGUCAAAUGUUUCAAUGAUGUUGUUUUUCUAAAUGCUGUUCUCUAACACAUUUUUUUUUCAUUUUUUUGUCCUUUAUUGUUCUGGACUUUGUCUUUUACAAAAUGUUUCCUAAGAUUUAACACCAGGAAAAAAUAUUUUAAAAUAAACUGGUGCUAAUUGGAAAAGAAGAAAUUUUUUCAGCUUCACGAUUUACAAAAGAAAAUGUUCACACCAGUUAAACUGCACUUUCCCAAGGGGAUGGCUGCUGUCCACUUACAGAGGGCAUCCAGAGGACCAGCACACAUUUAGAGUAUGCUGGCCCGUUUAUGUGUCCCCCAGAGAGGAGGACUUGCUGGGUGGUCCUCAAAGCAUGUGGUAGAAGGGAAGGUGUAGAGUAAGAACCCUUUAGAAAUAGUCUUCUGGUCUUUGGACUUUCAUGUUCUGUAAUGCUUAGCUGUAACAAUUACUAUGGUGUUGCCAAUCUUGUCUGACGUCAUCGUCAACCUGUACUGACUCUGUAUGGUUCUACCCUUGGCUUGCACUGGCACAAACCAAGCCAGAAUGCGGGUCUUUCAGUAAGACCCUUCUGAUUUCUAUGGUGUCCACACACAUGAAUUUAGAUGCACUUGUAACUGGUUAAUUACCACGAAGUAAGUCUAACUUCCACUUAAUAAAAAUUUUUGUGUAUCUGCUUCUA
This is a messenger RNA of Myodes glareolus (Bank vole), 12500 nucleotides long. Lineage: Eukaryota; Metazoa; Chordata; Mammalia; Rodentia; Cricetidae. The record is from RefSeq and is a predicted model, not a curated record.